Molecule: messenger RNA, 636 nt
Organism: Menidia menidia (Atlantic silverside)
Lineage: Eukaryota; Metazoa; Chordata; Actinopteri; Atheriniformes; Atherinopsidae
Source: the annotation of a GenBank genome assembly
AUGCAUUUAGCGAAACCAAACUGGUCCAAGGGGCGAAGCAAACCCGACGUAACUAGUUCCCUCCACACAAGUGAACCGGAUAACAGUCAGAGAACACCGGUGUCUCGUGUAAACUGCGGGCCCGAGGGUUUGACGAAGGAAGGUAUUCUCUACAUGCUUCAACACCCGCCUGCCGGCCCACGACAGCCCUUUAACAAAUACAAAGUCCUGCCUUCCAUCGAGAAGAGACAGUCCGAGGAGAUUCAAGGGAAUGGUAUCAACACAGUUAUGACCAAGCUCGACCUGUCUGGCGACCCCGUGACCCGACCCUGCGGCCCUGAAGGGGAAAACUCUCGCGAGAUUUCGCCAGCAUCCAGCAAAGUGGCCGGUUCCUGUGGAGGCUUACUUCUAGCCGUGAGAGCACCGUGUGGGAAGAGGUUUCAGCAACUAUUUGGAGCUUCGGACACCUUGUUGGAAGUAAUAGCAAGUGCAGAGGAAAGGUACGGAGCCAGGUACGAGGGGGCGUUCGUCGAGACUGUGGAUAUACCACGCGCUACCUUCAGGAACCUAAAUAUGAGCUUGGUCCAAUGUGGUAUCCUGAACAGGUCGGUUCUGUGCAUCACCGAGAACAAAGAUCCCACUGGAGAUUAUAAAUGA